Juglans microcarpa x Juglans regia is the source of this 1422-nucleotide messenger RNA. Its product is annotated as homocysteine S-methyltransferase 3-like. Bases 144 to 1166 code for a protein of 340 amino acids. Gene Ontology annotation, biological process: S-methylmethionine cycle. Gene Ontology annotation, molecular function: zinc ion binding; S-adenosylmethionine-homocysteine S-methyltransferase activity. Lineage: Eukaryota; Viridiplantae; Streptophyta; Magnoliopsida; Fagales; Juglandaceae. The transcript has 7 exons. The record is from RefSeq and is a predicted model, not a curated record.
GUUUCAAGCCAUGGCGAAGUGAACACGUACCUCUGCUGCCUCAGUUACUGUUUCACUAGAAACCGCCUCGAAACUUGCUGCAUGCGCAUUCUUUCCCUGAAAUCUCCCCGAUCGAGCUUCUUUCAUUUUUGGGAUUCUAAGACAUGGGUUUAGGUGGUGCGGAGGAGACAUCGUCGUUUAUGUCCGGUUUCAUACAAAAGUGCGGUGGAUAUGUUGUCUUAGACGGCGGCUUUGCUACGGAGCUCGAACGACAUGGGGCUGACCUCAACGACCCUCUCUGGAGCGCCAAGUGCCUUAUUGAUUCUCCUCAUCUUGUCAGAAGGGUUCACCUAGAUUAUCUUGAUGCCGGUGCAAACAUCAUAUCGACAGCAUCUUAUCAGGCCACCAUUCAGGGAUUUGAGGCUAAAGGCUUCUCCAAGCAAGAAGCUGAAGCUUUGCUUAGAAAAAGUGUAGAAAUUGCAUGCGAGGCACGAGAAAUUUACUAUGACCGGUGCACAAAAGAUUCUUGGGAUUUCAUGGAAAGUGGAACGAAUUUGAAACGUCCAAUUUUAGUUGCAGCUUCUGUGGGAAGCUAUGGAGCUUAUUUAGCGGAUGGGUCUGAGUAUAGCGGGAACUACGGUGAUGCAGUUACUUUAGACACGUUGAAGGAGUUUCACAGAAGAAGGGUGCAGAUUCUAGCAAACUCGGGGGCUGAUCUAAUUGCGUUUGAAACAAUUCCAAAUAAGCUAGAAGCGGAGGCAUAUGCUGAGCUUCUUGAGGAAGAAGGCAUGGAAAUCCCGGCAUGGUUUUCUUUCAAUUCCAAGGAUGGAACUAAUGUUGUUAGCGGUGAUCCUAUUGCAGAGUGUACCUCCAUUGCAGAUUCAUGCAAGCAGGUUGUUUCCGUCGGAAUCAACUGUACCCCUCCCAGAUUUAUCCAUGGACUGAUUACAUCUAUGCGGAAGCUAACAAGUAAACCAGUGCUGAUAUAUCCCAACAGUGGAGAGACGUACGAUGGUCAAACCAAGCAAUGGGUGAAAUCAAGUGGGGAUGAUGUAGAUGAAGAUUUUGUGACGUAUAUAGGGAAGUGGAGGGAGGCUGGGGCUUCUCUUUUCGGAGGGUGCUGCAGGACUACUCCUAAAACCAUUAGAGGCAUAUCCAGGGCGCUCUUUGUCUCUGAUAAAAAUUAAUGAUCGAUGCAGUUUAAGUGCAAACGGGAACCAAUAUUCCCACUGAAAAAGUAGCGCAAAAUAUGAACAACAUCGAGCUUGGACAUCACACUUGUGUUGACCCUACAUUUUCAAGGCUGAGAUGUAUUGACAAUAAGCAGCUUGGAAGUUUUUUGUUUUUUGUUUAUCCAACUUGUUAUAUAAAGAGAUUGUGUAAAAAUAAAUUCAUAAAAUGACACGUCUUAUCUAAUAUAAGAGAAAUAAGACACUACAUAUU